AUGGAGAAUGCAAGGGGAAAUGAUACAAGUGAAUCUUUUGAGGCGCGAAUGAACAGAAUGGAACAGAUGCUUACAGCCCUGACUGAGGCAAUGACGCAAAAACUGAGGCAACAACCUUUACCUCCUCCGCCUUUGCCGGUACAAGUUGAACCAGAUAACAAUGACAUUAUCAGCUUGACCAAGAAGUUCAUGAAAAUGAAACCAUCAACUUUCUUAGGUGGUAUUGAGCCGUUGAAGGCAGAAACAUGGCUGCUUGAGAUGGAAAAAUUAUAUGAGAUCUUUCCCUGCUCUGAGACUCAAAAGGUUCUUUUGGCUACCUAUACCUUAAAAGAUGAAGCCCGUAGAUGGUGGUUGUUAAUCCAAAGUGGUAAUAGGAAUAUGACAUGGGUUCAUUUCAAUGAGAUCUUUUAUGACAAGAACUUUCCCCAAUGCUGCAGGGAUCGAAAAAUGUCAGAAUUUCAAGAACUUAAGCAAGGCAGGAUGUCAGUGGCCAAAUAUGAGGCCAAGUUUACUGAAUUAGCUCGUUUUUCCCCACAAGUGGUGGACACAGAUUAUAAGAAAGCUCGAAAGUUUAAAGGAGGACUACAUUCAGAUGUGUUUGAUUGGGUAGAUGUUUUAAAGCUACCCACAUAUGUGGAUGUACUUGAUAGAACCCUCAUGGCUAAAGCCAACUUAGCCGCAAAGAACAGACUAACGCUCUGA
Camellia sinensis is the source of this 702-nucleotide messenger RNA. The record is from RefSeq and is a predicted model, not a curated record. NCBI's taxonomy places the organism in Eukaryota, Viridiplantae, Streptophyta, Magnoliopsida, Ericales, Theaceae.